GACGACCACAUUUGCGCCGCCUGUUUUAUUUGUAUUGUGGUUACAAGAUUUCUUGAGAUUGCGUCUAUAUCUUUGCUAUUUUGCGCUGGAUCCUGCGAAUGAGGCGAAGCAGAAAUCUUCUGUGAACCGUACAGCAGCACUGCAAGUAAACAAAGACACGCGCAGCCCUGCCUGCUUCAAAGCCGUCUCCUCUCAAUCCCCGAACAACAUCGACCUAAUCUAUCACGAUGGCUUUUAGCUUUGGAAAUACACAGGCUCAGCCAGCCCAGACGGGAGGAGGCUUGUUUGGAGGACUCAAUGCGAACACACAAAACCAAGCCCAGGCUGGAAGCUCGAUAUUUGGCCAAAAACCACAGACUCAGCCGGCUCAGCAAAGCACGGGAUUCUUUGGGCAAAAUACACAAUCGCAGCAGCAGCAGCCGCAGCAGUCUCUAUUUGGCCAGAGUGCCCAGGCACAGCAACCUCAGCAGUCAUCUCUAUUCGGACAAACUCAGACACAACAACAACAGCAACCCACUGGGUUAUUUGGGCAGACGGCACAGACUCAACAGCCGCAACAACAACAGCCAUCACUUUUUGGGCAAUCUGCCCAGACACAGCAGCAGCAGCCCAACAACCAGCAGAGCCAGUUCGGAAGCUCCCAAUUAUGGCAACCACAGACACAAAACCCUCAACCAAAAUCCGUCCCCGAACAAAUGCAGGUAGUUCUCGAAAAAUGGUCACCGAACAGCCCAACCUGCGUAUUCAAGCACUACUUCUACAACAAAGUGGCGGAUAACCAAGUGCCAUUCUACAAAGCUGGCCCAAACGAGGAUCCCAAGGCAUGGGACGAAGCGCUGUCAAAGAAGCCAGGACCUGGAUAUAUACCUGUGUUGUGCACGGGAUUUGAGCAGCUGGGCGAGCGUAUCAAGACACAAAACACCACCCUCGCUGCGUUCAACAGGGUGCUGCACCAAAUCAACGGAAGCUUGGAUGCGAUGAUGAUCCGCCAUGACACGGAAACGAGCGUGAGGAUCCUGAAUGCCAAGCGAAAGCAUACGAUGUUGAAGCAGAGGUCGCUGGCGCUGGCAACGAAGGUACAGAUCCUGAGAAAUAGGGGAUUUGCUAUGGGUGCAGCUGAGGAGGCUUUGAAGGUAAAGCUUACGGCGCUUGACAAGUCAGUGUGCGAUCCAGCUCUAUCAGCAAGGGCGGAAGAAAUCUGGGCACGCAUGGUUAGCGUUAGGGAGAGGGCGAGAUUGCUGAAGGAAGAGAUGGAGAGACAGGCAGGCGGCAAUGGUUCAAGCAUGGAUGAGCAGACCGCGCGCAGAGCGGAAAAGAUCCUCGAAGAUUACGCAACGCAGCUGGCACAUUUGAAGAAGGAACUGGCGUUGAUCAACACGGAGUUUGGGGACUGGCAGACAGAGCAGGCGCCCGCGGAUUCCGAGACGAAGAGGAGGUAAUGAAGAGCGGUUGGUUUUAUUAAGUUAUUAUGGAUGUAUUCGCCUUAUUAUGACCAAACGGCGUCGGCACUGGGGAACGGUGUUUUGUAUUAGACAGUAAUCAUUCCGUAAAUAUUGUACAAAAUGUGCCGGAUUUCAGGCACAUUCUAGGCG
Pseudogymnoascus verrucosus is the source of this 1592-nucleotide messenger RNA. RefSeq lists its product as uncharacterized. The transcript has 3 exons. Gene Ontology annotation, biological process: nuclear pore organization; protein localization to nuclear inner membrane; NLS-bearing protein import into nucleus. Gene Ontology annotation, cellular component: nuclear pore; nuclear pore central transport channel. Gene Ontology annotation, molecular function: structural constituent of nuclear pore. NCBI's taxonomy places the organism in Eukaryota, Fungi, Ascomycota, Leotiomycetes, Thelebolales, Thelebolaceae. Bases 228 to 1439 code for a protein of 403 amino acids. The record is from RefSeq and is a predicted model, not a curated record.